Molecule: messenger RNA, 3215 nt
Organism: Acanthaster planci (crown-of-thorns starfish)
Lineage: Eukaryota; Metazoa; Echinodermata; Asteroidea; Valvatida; Acanthasteridae
Product: kappa-type opioid receptor-like
Biological process (GO): G protein-coupled receptor signaling pathway
Cellular component (GO): membrane
Molecular function (GO): G protein-coupled receptor activity
Source: RefSeq, a predicted model, not a curated record
GGGAAGGCAGCUUUCAAUAUCAGUAUUUUGUGCGCGUGUACUUCAUAGGCAGCCCCCAGGGCUUCUCAACAAUGAAUUUUUUGCUCCGUGUUUUACUUCCUUUCUGGUAAAACUACACUUUUCAAUACAUUUCAAUAUCUCCAUGUUUUCUAUUACGAUCGAGAACGCAUUUCCUUUUUUUCAGAAAGACACUUCCUUUUUUGGAAUUUGAAAUUUGCUUAUUAAAAGCACUAUUUGUGAGAAAACUUUCAGAAAAGUCAUGCAGUCAUGUACCAGAUCCUCAAAUCACCUCGAGCACGUUGCAUUUUGUGUUACAGUGCACUAUUUUUGACUACAUGAUUGAAAAAUUGGUUAUUAAUAGAACACACAAAUGCAUAUAUAGAAACGCUGUAUGAAAUAAUUCAGUGAUUUAGCAUAUUACUUCAUACUUCAGUGUUCGAAACUUAUGCUAAAAGAAUUCAACUGUUCGUUGUGCAUAAUUGCUGUUUAUAAUCCCAAGAUGCAUUGGAAAUGUCGACAUCAUUUGCAUAUGGCGUUGGUCCGGGGAUGCAAUAUCUCUGUCUCUCUGUAUUGCACAAUAAAUGCCGGGCAGAAAUGCUGAUAAGGGAACCCUAAGCAGUCCUCUCUAUUGCAUACAACGAGGCAUACAGUUCAGGAAGGGAGAGCUCGACAACUCAAUCAAUAUACACUGACUGCUGGUGAUUGAAGCCAUGGAGCAGAUACUGAUUUUACGAAUCUACAAGACAAUUGUGGGAAUCGCAGGAAUCUUGGGCAACGGUCUGGUCUGUGUCGUCAUCUGUAAAGUCUCGGCGAUGCAGACUCGCACCAAUGCCUUCAUUUUCCACCAAGCUGUGGUAGAUUUCCUUGGCUCUACACUAAUUCUCCUGCAGAGUGAAGUUCCACUGCCUGACCCCCUGCCCGACAGUCUUCUGGGUUUCUUCAUCUGCACGAUGUGGAGCAGUAACUACAUGCUCUUUCUCUUGUUUACCAUAUCAACGUUCAACUUGCUGUCGUUGACCAUGGAACGGUACUUCGCCAUCGUCCACCAGUCUAAGUACCACGCCGCCUUCGCCACGCGUCCCUGGCUGAAAGUCGGUCUGAUCUUUGCUGGCUGCUGGCUCCUUGGGAUUGCCAUCAAGACGUAUACUGCUUUGAUCUUCGAGUUCCCAGGCGGCAGAUGUGUUGUCAGGGAUAUCCCCAGCUCCCAUGUCAUAGGGAUCCUGACGGCAAUCCUGCAGUACUUGGUACCUGCGUUGGUGAUGCUCUUUGCGUACAUCAGAAUCAGCGUGGAGCUGAAGCGUAGAGCUGCAAGGCUGGGCUCGUUAUCGGUGGCUGCCAACUCUGCUCCUUCAAGAUUGAACGGCUGCGUCGCUUGUCAGUCAGCUUCGGGUAUGACGGGGUCGUUACUGCAGGCCAGACACAACAUCUUCAAAACGCUUCUGAUUGUAUUCAUCACGUUCAUGGUCUGCUGGACCCCAAACCAGUUCAUGUUCCUCAUGUUCAACGUAGGAUGGCUGGUUAUACACGACAAGUGGUACUAUCUAUUGUCUGUGGCUAUGGUGGCUACCAAUUGCUGCGUCAACCCGGUCAUCUAUGCUUUCCAGUAUCGCCAGUUUCGCAACGCUCUGCGAGACAUGUUUGGGAUUGGAAGACGCAACCCUGACUCGUCUCAUGCCAUGUCACUUCGAAGCCAAACUACUGAUGUUCAAUCCUAAAGGGACAUAUGGGACAGUGUACAAAUCGUAGGGGUGAUAAUCAGAAAACAGAAUAAGAUACUCAACUCAAGACAAGUAGCAGAUGAUCUAAUUUCACACUUCCCGGACGUCCUAAACAGGAUAAAAUGCACAACUCAAGACAAGUAGCAGGUGAUCUAAGUUCACACUGCCCGGACGUCUCAAACAGGAUAAGAUACUCAACUCACGACAAGUAGCAGAUGAUCUAAUUUCACACUGCCCGGACGUCUCAAACAGGAUAAGAUACUCAACUCAAGACAAGUAGCAGAUGAUCUAAGUUCACACUGCCCGGACGUCCCAAACAGUUCUAUGAUUGAUUAUUUCGGAUUGCAGAUGGAACUACAGUAUACCGAACUCCUUCAAUAAAUCACACAGUAUAAACAAUAGCUUGUAAACGUUUCAGUUACUUUCACCUUUGGUCUUCAGUGCGAAGCUUCAAAUGGUCCUAUUCUACUUUAUACAUCUGCUAUUCCUACUUAACGUUCUUUUAGAGACAUUAUUUUGGCUGCUAGAGUGUAAAACAAGAACCACAACCUUCACACACGAACGGGAAGACGUUUGCAGGCAAAUGUUCUGUGCAAGCUACUCCCAAGUUCAAAGGAUUAAAGAUCGCUGAUCUUUGUUUCAAUAUCAAGACAUUAAACUCUGAAUGUAGAGCUGAAUGUUUUACAUGGAAAGUCUUGAUAAGGGAUUUUGUUGGAAUCUCGACGAUCCACAGUGCAGCGCGCCGGUAAGAUAUUGUCACAGAUGAGUAAAUUGCAAGUUUAUACGAGGUUUACAAAAAACAGGGCCGACUCACAGCAAUUUGCAUAUGAGCAGAUGUCAGUAAACAACAUGAGGAAUUUCUGACUGAUCAGGGCAUUCCUUGCCUCACAAAAACAACCAUCUUGAUUGACUGAUAUUAAUACUUAACAAACACUUUCAAAUCUUCAAGCCAAACAAGCAAGUUCCACCCGCACGCAGCGCAGUUGGUGAAUAGCACUUCCUCCAGUCGCCUGUUUCCCCCAAAAAAUACAGCAAAAAGGCCCCCUACACGGUGGAUUGCCUACACCCUUAUUUGAGAAAUUUCUUCAAUGAUACCGUUUACAUUUUGCAUGUUCACUUGAGUUAGCCGUUGCUGAAAACAUGUAUAGAGCUUUAUAAACAUGAUUGUGAGCAAAUAAGGAGUUGUUUAAUGAAUUGGAGCUCAUCGCUUUGCCUUGAAGCAUUUCUCAUUUGAACCUUGUAUUACAGGCAAAUAAAAAUAUUUUUAUCAAGGAAGUGAAUGACCUCGACAGAACAAUAUUAGUAACAGAGAAAUGUUUAUUUUGUUGAUGAAACAUGUCAACUUGGCACUUGGGGGAAAUAGGGAUAUUUAUAUUUUGGGAUUAGUAGAAAUUUGCUCACCUUAUAUUAACUGUAUAAGCGUACACUGAUGUCAAUAUACCAUAUUAGAGUUUUUCGCGAAAACUGCCCUUCAAAUCUGUACCCUUGAUUAAUUAA